This is a messenger RNA of Neolamprologus brichardi, 1611 nucleotides long. Lineage: Eukaryota; Metazoa; Chordata; Actinopteri; Cichliformes; Cichlidae. The record is from RefSeq and is a predicted model, not a curated record.
UGGUGUAACCUGGAAUACAGCAUAUUGACCAGUCCCCAUGAAAGAUGACUCGUAUUUAAAAUGGCACAAGUCGCAGCUUUGCUUACUUACCUCAAGUCAAUGACGCGUAUUCAGACAUUCAGUGUUAUGGUUCUUUUAUUCUCUUUAAUUUUAAUCGUUUUCUACAUGACUGUUCAGGUGGAGACCACCCACAGUUUACGGAGUGUAAGAACACAAUUUCCCCAACAGAAGGUCAUUACCAGACAUGUUCAUUUACACAAUGUAUCAGUUUCAGCUGGCUUCAGACAGACCAUCCCUGGAAGCAGAGCUUACUGGAACCGUUUACUGUACUCAACCCUGAAUAAUCUGGACAAGGGAGGAAACCCAUUCAAUCGAAACUCUAACUGGUCUAACUGCAGGCUGACAAAUCAAGAGUUUCUGCAAACCAACGUGCAUGACUUCAGCUCCUACCCUGUCCGAUUUCGGGAUUUUCUGGAGGGGAUGAACUGCAGGACUGCCCCAAUUCUGAUUGAUCAACCCAACAAAUGUGCUUUCAGUAAAAGGAAGACAGAGAGCCACACCUUGUUGCUUUUUGCCAUCAAGUCAUCUCCCAGAAACUUUGAGCAGAGGCAGGCAGUGCGAGAGACGUGGGGCCGAGAGAUGACGUAUCCAAAUGGACUCAAAGUGCGUAUGGUGUUCCUUCUGGGGAGCUCCCCACCACAAGAUCCUGACCUGACCCCACUGCUGUCAUUUGAAGCAAAACUCUAUGGGGAUAUCCUGCAGUGGGACUUCCAUGAAACAUUUCUAAACCUGACGCUCAAAAUGAACAUGUUGCUCGACUGGACAUUGAAAAGCUGUCCUCAUGUCUCCUUUGUCUUUAGUGGGGAUGAUGAUGUAUUUGUCAACACCCCAGCACUGGUCACGUUCAUCGAGUCUCUCGAGGCUUCUAAAGUAUCUAGUUUGUAUGCUGGUCAUGUUAUAAGUGUUGGAAGUCCCGUCAGGGACUCAAAUAGCAAAUACUACAUCCCCAUGAGCUUCUACGAUGGCCCAUACCCUCCUUAUGCUGGUGGAGGUGGCUAUCUUAUCUCUGGAGCUUUGCUAGAAUCCCUCUAUUCACUUUUACACAUCAUUCCUUUCUUCCCCAUUGAUGAUGUCUACGUUGGGAUGUGUUUCAUGGCUUUAGGGAUUUCUCCUGAGGCACACUCAGGAUUUCAGACAUUUGAUAUCAGAGCAGAAGAUCGUGAGGAUCUCUGUACAUAUAAAAACCUUAUUCUGGUUCACCAGAGGUCCCCACAGGAGAUAAAAAAGUUGUGGAAGGGGAUUAACAGCCCCCUGUUGGCUUGUUGAACUGGACUGGUUAUGAAGAUGGCAAAUAGUGACUGCACUUGCAUAUUAAAGACUUGUUUCUCCACUAAUGUACUAUUCAUGGUUUUGCAGAGUUGAUUUUCUAUAGAACAUCCUGCCAGCAAAAAAAAAAAUGUAUUGUGAGCAAAAUUAAGUUGCCGUAAAGCAGCUUGAUUUUGUUACCAGACUGCGUGUCAUCAUGGAAAGACAUUUGAUUGCCCAUUCAGGCAUUAAAUCAUAUGCAGGUGAAACAAACCUGCCAUACAACUGAAAUGAAAUAAAAACAAA